AUGGCGGCCGCUAGUGACGUUUUAAGAGGACGCCGGGUGGCCCCGCCGGAUCUCUCUUCGCUCAGGCAGUGAGACAGCCACCCACAUAUAUGCCCCUACCCCAUAACACUACACCCCCUGCACCUGGUGGCACGGCCGCUGUGCGACCCGGAGCUGGCAUUGGGGAAAGGAGUUCACUUGAGGGAUGCCCAAGAAGUUCCAGGGGGAGAACACCAAGUCGGCUGCUGCUCGCGUGAGGAAGGCCGAGGCCAAAGCAGCAGCUGAUGCCAAGCGACAGAAGGAGCUGGAGGAUGCCUACUGGAAGGACGAGGACAAACACGUCAUGAGGAAGGAACAACGGAAGGAGGAGAAGGAGAAGCGCCGCAUGGAGCAGCUGGAGCGCAAGAAGGAGAUUCAGCGGCUACUGGAGGAGGAGGACUCCAAGCUGAAAGGGAAGUCCCUUAAGCCUCUCCCCUCUGGCAAGAUCACUAGAUCUCAGAUUGAAGACAUGAUCCGGAAAGAUCAGCAGAAGGAAUAUGAGGAUUCAGUGGAGAAACCAAAGAGUCAUCUUGAAGUUCCACUGGAAGAAAAUAUGAACCGCAGAAUGCUGGAAGGAGAGCUAGAAGCCAGAACGAUCGAAGAUGCUCUGGCGCUUCUCAGUGUUUCCGACGACUCGGACAGACACCCCGAGCGGCGGAUGAAAGCCGCCUUUGCUGCCUUCGAAGAACAGCACCUGCCGCGCCUGAAGAAGGAAAACCCCAAUAUGCGGCUGUCCCAGCUGAAGCAGCUGCUGAAGAAGGAAUGGAUGAAAUCCCCCGAGAACCCCAUGAAUCAACAGUAUGUGGCCUACAACGCCCAGAAGUGA
Tachyglossus aculeatus (Australian echidna) is the source of this 844-nucleotide messenger RNA. RefSeq names its product coiled-coil domain containing 124 (gene CCDC124). Gene Ontology annotation, cellular component: nucleus. The transcript is spliced from 5 exons. Lineage: Eukaryota; Metazoa; Chordata; Mammalia; Monotremata; Tachyglossidae. Gene Ontology annotation, biological process: transcription by RNA polymerase II. The record is from RefSeq and is a predicted model, not a curated record. The coding region runs from base 185 to 844 and encodes 219 amino acids. Gene Ontology annotation, molecular function: transcription coactivator activity.